AUAUAAAUCCCAUUUGUUGCGACUCCAUCGUCAGCGCUUGUUUGACCCGCGAUUCACGUCCUUGAAACACAUUUGCUAUUCUUAGAUUAUAUCACUGUCUGGGAAACAAAGACUUUCACUGGCUUGCCAAUUUCACUUUCACAUCAGCCACCGGAUUCAAGGGGUUUUGCUCUAGAUCUUUAUUGUUUGCCCGGCGGACCAGACGCGCAACAAAGGGACGACACAGAGUCUACAAAAGGGUAGCAGUGCUUGCUGUUUGAAUUUUUUUCUGUUUAUAAAAUAUCAAACAGAGUGUCGACGUCAAGCAUCUAGUUUUCAUCCAUAAUUACUCGGCGAGAUAUUUCUCACCUGAACCAUGAGCGGAGCCGUUGCUAAUUACGCGGCCAAGAGCUUUUUGAAGAGAAGGAUUGAGGAUCAGGCCGCAGAACAAAAGGAUAGCGAGUUCCAUGGAGUGAGGAAAUUUAAGAAGAAUCAUCUUCCUUACACCUCGGACAAAGACCUCAAGGUCCUCAACAAGGUCGCCCGACGCGCACGGAGACUUGAUUAUGGAUUGUGUAACUGCUGCGGACUACGCAUUGGCUGGAGCGUUAUUAUCGGCAUCAUACCUUUUGUCGGUGAUGGCUUAGAAGUGUUGCUUGCGAUGUGGGUGUUGUCAACCGCGUCUACCAUCGAAGGCGGAAUUCCUCCCAUGCUCCGCAGCCGCAUGUACUUCAAUAUUAUGGUCGAUUUCUUCGUUGGACUUGUUCCCUUUGUUGGCGACGUCGCAGAUGCAUUCUACCGCUGCAACACUCGAAACGCAAAGCUUCUCUACGCCUACCUCAAAGUCGAAGGUGAAAAGAAGGCCAGUCUCGGGAUACAGCCGGAAAAGCCACCAGCCAAGUCGUGGAAAACGGGAAUAUUUGCUCGCUCAGAGAAAGAAGGAAGACAGCUUAAACCGGCCCAUGUGAACCCUAAUCCGAGACCCAACCCAACAUAUUCUCACCACGAUGAUGACGAUGUGGAGCUUGGAAUUACUUCAAGACCUUAAACAAGAAGACUGGGUCUACUAAAUAAUGCUGUGGGUUGGGUAUAGAUAUGUUGGGCGCCUGGCGGAAUCCUUUUUCUUUUCUUUUCCGGAAGUAAUGGUCUGCAUUUGCAUUAUUCAUUUUUUAGUUCGAGCUUAUGGCCUGGUUCACAAAAGUUGGACGGUUAAUAUUGGAAACCCCAUUCGAGUGUUUUGAUUGCAAUCGCAACGCGCAGCGUCGUACAUUUUAAUUCCAUAGUAUCUUGAAAUCAAUGUAAGUUAGUAUCAGACUUGGUCUAAUUCAGAGGCGAAUAUCCCUUAGAUAUACGUUAUCGUAAACUGUUCAGUUUGAAUUUGCAAAU
Molecule: messenger RNA, 1365 nt
Organism: Xylona heveae TC161
Lineage: Eukaryota; Fungi; Ascomycota; Xylonomycetes; Xylonales; Xylonaceae
Exons: 3
Coding region: 356-1027 (223 amino acids)
Source: RefSeq, a predicted model, not a curated record